Scaptodrosophila lebanonensis is the source of this 2992-nucleotide messenger RNA. RefSeq lists its product as uncharacterized. NCBI's taxonomy places the organism in Eukaryota, Metazoa, Arthropoda, Insecta, Diptera, Drosophilidae. The record is from RefSeq and is a predicted model, not a curated record. Bases 677 to 2743 code for a protein of 688 amino acids. The transcript is spliced from 5 exons.
UUAGACGCUACCGGUUGCUGAGUAAAAUUCACACCAGAAUGGGCACUUACCAUGACUUGUAAAUUGCUUUUUGUGGAAAGUCUGUUUGCUGUGAAGCCAAGAAAAAUUUCUACUUAAGCAAUAAGGUUGCGAUCAAUACUUUUAUAUAGAGAACAUUUAGUAAACAAUGGUUUCGUUUUUUUUUUUUAAAUGAUAUAAUAAUGGGAAGCUCGGAAAGUACGCCAAAUCAUCAAGUAGAAGGGUCUUGCAAAGAGGUGAACUCAAAUAUUGAAACACAAUGUAACCAGCUACGUAAGACUACGUAUCGGAAUUACAAGGUAUCUAAGAAUGGAGACAGAAAUCAUAAUGGUCAGCAAAAUACAUCUAGUGGAGAUUUGGAAAGGCCCAUCCCGACUCUAAGUAACAGUAUUAACUCAAAUUUCUUAGAUUCACAAUUUAAAGUUCUACCCAAAGUGAAUGAAUCUCUAAAUUUAAGAGUUACAGAAAAUGGGGCGAUUCUGAGCUCUGGAGGAACUAUAAGUGGACGUAGAUCAAAGCCUAUGUACCUAAAAGAUAAUACCGCUAUGCGUCGGUCUAGUGCAUUAAUACACGCUUCUGAGAAGUCUUCCACAGCUAGAUGCUUUUUGAGUCCAACGUUUGCUCGUUCUCAAACGAUGAUGCAUAUUAAUAUAUAAUAAUGGGAAGCUCGGAAAGUACGCCAAAUCAUCAAGUAGAAGGGUCUUGCAAAGAGGUGAACUCAAAUAUUGAAACACAAUGUAACCAGCUACGUAAGACUACGUAUCGGAAUUACAAGGUAUCUAAGAAUGGAGACAGAAAUCAUAAUGGUCAGCAAAAUACAUCUAGUGGAGAUUUGGAAAGGCCCAUCCCGACUCUAAGUAACAGUAUUAACUCAAAUUUCUUAGAUUCACAAUUUAAAGUUCUACCCAAAGUGAAUGAAUCUCUAAAUUUAAGAGUUACAGAAAAUGGGGCGAUUCUGAGCUCUGGAGGAACUAUAAGUGGACGUAGAUCAAAGCCUAUGUACCUAAAAGAUAAUACCGCUAUGCGUCGGUCUAGUGCAUUAAUACACGCUUCUGAGAAGUCUUCCACAGCUAGAUGCUUUUUGAGUCCAACGUUUGCUCGUUCUCAAACGAUGAUGCAUAUUAAUGUAAAUACCAAAGAAUUUGAUCCAAAAAAACAAAAUAAUAUUUCAAACUUGCAUCUUAUGAAAAGGCAGACAUACUCGGAACCUGAAUUGAAAGAAAAGUGUAUAAAUGAUUGUAAAGUAGAUACCAGAAAUGUCUUGGCAUCAAUGGGAAAAACAAAUAAACAAAAUAAAUAUAACAAAAAGCGUAGAGCCCCUGAAGCGCCUGUGGUAAUUAAUUCUGGCAUGGUAUCUGGCAUUUCCAUUUCAAUAUGCGAUCAGCUUUCAUCUAGGCAACGACCACAACUUUAUACAAAGAAUGCAGACCGAGGAAAGACACAUAUAACAAAAACAGUCGAUAAACUUAUUCCAACGCAGAAUUCAAACAAUAUAAUCCAGAGAAAUACUGCCGAAUUGAAGCCAAAUAGGAAAAUUGAGAACCACCUAAACGACUAUGAUCCCUCCACAUUUCGUCAAGCUAAUAGCAGCAGACGAAAUUGGACUUUUAAUCAUUUUCAUCCAGAAAAACUGGACAACUGCUCUGCUGUUGAUAAGUUAAAUAGUUCUUACGAUCAAUCAAUUGAGCCAAAUUCGAUUCCGAAAAUCAAACGCAGGUUUUAUUAUGGUAUGGACGUGCAUACCCCAACAACCGAACAAGUGGACGAUAUAGCACAAUUUCAGUCAGUACAGAACUCAAAUUUUACCUCCAUAGUUAAAAAAAAUGUGUAUAACGAAGAUGAAGCAUCAUUUUUUCCCCAAUGUAAAAGUAAUUUUUAUAAGUUGAUACGGAUUGAAGAGAAUAUCGAUGACAACGGGUUACUAGUGCGCAUUCGCCCUACUCUUCCCCGUCGCCCACAAGUGGACUUGCUAUCAUUUAGCCCAGAGCUAGCAUGGCACAAUCUUUUAGAAAUAGAUGGACUUACUAUAAAUAAAAAUACAUACAAUAAUUUAAACAAAAAUUUGUCGGAUAUUACACAGUCCAAUAUAAAUAAAGGUAUUUUUAACAAUUUAAAUGAGGAACUUCCAAUAAGGCCAAGAAGAAUGGUUCAAAUAUUCAAAAUACCGAAAUUGUACAAUUCAAAAAGAUCUGUAGCUCAAGAAAAAGAUUUCGGUGAUAAAAAUGAUGAAACCAAUCAGGCUCUAACAGCUGAGUAUGACUCAAGCUCAGAUGAAAGCCGAUCUAAAGAAUGUGACGGUUUGCUGCUUUUUGGAAAAAAAUCACAAGAACUUAGCCGGGAUUCCAGCUUCAUGUCACCUGUGCGUCUUAUUAGUAUUUCACUUCCUAAAAAUUGCAAAAUACACUAUGACAGAGAUUGUUUUCAAACAGGCAAUAUAUGCGACUAUGAAAGCCUUCAGAAAUCUAACCAAGAGAAUUUAGAUAAUAUUUACAUAAAUAGCUUUGAUUACAACAAUAAUUGGAUGUUACAUAAAAGCGACCAAAAUAUGGAUGUUCAUGGAAAUUCUAAAAGACCUAUUGAGACACUGGGAAAUCUUUCUAAGGAAUUACAGACGAUUAAAAUGCUUAAAGGAGGAAAUUACGCUAUAUAUUUACCUGGAAAUUCAGAACAUUUAACAAGUUCAUUACAAUAUUUUCGUUCUAAACUUGGCGGAACGUAUAAAUAAAACUAUUAUCACCGGGUUUUAAUAGGCAACGCAAUGUCACGCAAAAUUUACACGGUGAAGGACAGACCCUACCGACGGUGUUAAUUCCAGAAAUUCAUCACAAUGAGGCACAAGAAAGAUGCAAAAAAGAAUCAUCCGCAUACUUAUUGGAAUUGGUGCAGAGAAAUCCAAAGAAAUGUGAGGUCGGCUAACUAAAAAUGUAUCUAAACAAGAGAGGAAUGCUCUUAACUACCUUGUAUUUCCUCCCAC